UCGUCCGUGCGUGCGCGCCCCCGUGUGUCACCUUGCUCCAUCGCUAGAGGUAAAGCACCGACCAGAAGCGACAGCUACGCGUGAAGCCAGAAUCCCUUUACCGAGGGACUGUCGUCCGGUUUGAAAAGAGCCAGAGAGAAAAUGGCGGAAGCUUCCAAACCGAAGACCUCUCCCAAGGCCAUUAAGUUCCUCUUUGGGGGACUGGCAGGGAUGGGGGCGACAGUGUUCGUCCAACCUCUCGAUCUAGUGAAGAACAGGAUGCAGCUGAGCGGUCAGGGAGGAAAGGCCCGGGAAUAUAAGACCAGCUUCCAUGCUCUGGCCUCGAUACUGAAGAAUGAAGGACUAGGAGGCAUCUAUACUGGUCUGUCAGCAGGUCUGCUCCGCCAGGCUACCUACACCACAACGAGGUUAGGAAUCUACACAGUGUUGUUUGAGAAGAUGACGGGACAGGACGGGACUCCGCCCAGCUUCCUCAUGAAGGCUCUGAUUGGUAUGACGGCUGGAGCAACCGGAGCCUUCGUUGGAACACCUGCUGAAGUCGCCUUGAUCAGGAUGACCGCUGACGGACG
Salvelinus sp. IW2-2015 is the source of this 569-nucleotide messenger RNA. The record is from RefSeq and is a predicted model, not a curated record. NCBI's taxonomy places the organism in Eukaryota, Metazoa, Chordata, Actinopteri, Salmoniformes, Salmonidae.